UGACAGCAGCAAACGGGACAUGUGACUGUCAGUUUACAUGUCAGGAAGAUGCUUCAUAACUUUGUGAUGCCACCAUCAUUUUUCUCGCCUGGACGCACGUAAAUAAUAAGAUUUGGUGAUGAACUGACACUUUAAGAUACGAGUUUAAGUUUAAUACGUUUUCCUGUCGAAGCGUCAGCAUGUUGGAGGCUGCUGAGCCGCGGGAGACGAGCUCCAUCGAGGUGGCGGUGAUCCCGGGGAGCGGGCGGUGUGAGGAGGUCGGGGCGGUGCGGAGAGCCGAGCUGGCCCCGGCCGGCUCCCUGCUCUGCGCCCUGGAGCUCCGCGGCGGCCUGCGGCUCUGGGACCCGGCGGACAGCGACGCUCCGCCGGCCACGCUGGACGGCAGAUACAGCGACUUUGCGUGGGAGGAGCCGUCAGUCCCGGGUCGAGGCUCCGGCGGCUUCAGGCUGCUGGCCGUGGGAUCGCAGGGCGACCUGAAGCUGCUGGAGGUGGAAGCAGAAAGAUCAGCGUCCAUCUCUCUGCUCUGCGUGUCUGAAUGCUCUGCAGAGCGGCUGCUGCAGACGCUCGCACAGCACGACCUCAGUGUGUGUGAGCCGCUGGCGGUGCGGGUGCUGUCGGUGGCGGCGGGCCGCUGUUGGCUGCUGCUGAACGGCGUCGUGCUGCUGCAGCUGAGCGCCGACGAGCUGCAGCCGCUGUCCUGCUGCAGCGUGCGGCUGCCUGAGCCCAGCACACACACCGACACACACACCGACACACACACCGCCGUCCACCACUGUCUCUGCAGAGGAAUCCUGUUCGUCCUCACCGCCUCCGGACUCAUCUGUUUGUACGACAGUGUGGACGGCAGUCAGCUGGGCAGGGUGGAUCUGCCGGCCUACCUGAGCUCCGGGCUCGGGGAGGAGGAGCCGGCCUCCCCUCCCUCCUUCUCCUCCUCCUCCUCCUCCUCCUCCUCCUCCUCCUUCUGCCUCCUGCAGGUUUCGGCUGAUCUCAGCACAGCUGUGGCCGUCACCCAGUCCCACAGCGCCGUCGCCAUCGACCUCAACCACUACUUCAGAACGUUUCCGGACCACCUGCCGGGCGCCGGGCCGGCCGCUCGCCCCGCCCUGCGGCCGCAGCAGCCCUGCGACCAGGACGGCCUGUCCAGCUCGUCCUGCAGCCUCGCCGGCCUGGGACUCAGCUUCAGCCCCGACCGGUCCUGGGAAGCUCGGCUGGCCUCCAUGUACAACAAAGCCCAGCAGGCUGCUCCUCCUCCCCCUUCGCCUCCCUCCUCCUCCUCCUCCUCCUGGUUCUCCCUCCUCCCUCGUCUGGAGUCCCACCAGGCUCCCUCCUGGGCCCUCCUGUCCCGCAGCAGGGCGCCUCUGGGCGGGGCGACCGCUACGUUCUCUGUCCCCGAGGCGUCCGUCCCGUCCCAGCUCACCGUCACCGAGUUCUCCUCCCUGCUGACCUUCGUCUCCCCCGGCAACAGCCAGACCACAGUGGCCUUGUGGGAUUUUGAGUCCCGGAGCGUGAGCUACCACCGGGCGGAGGGCGAGGCGGCGCCGGUCCAGCGCUGCGGAGAGCGACAGCACAGGCUGCUGCUGAAGGAGGCCGGUCUGUUCCAGGUCCUGUUCUCAGUCUCCCAGCAGGACCUGCUCAGCCGGCUCAUGUUGUUUGGCAGCGCUGCGACGGUGGACGCCGUCUGCCACCUGAACAGCUGGGGGCGCUGUUCCAUCCCCAUCCACGCCCUGCAGGCCGGGCUGAAGAACCGGCAGCUGGACACGGUGGAUUUCUACCUGAAGAGCAAAGCGAACGUCCUGGACCCGGCCGGCGGGGGGCCCGGGGCCUCCACACACAGCCUGACACACAGUAUCCAGGAGCUGUGUCCGGCGUUGGAUCUGCUGUGCUCGGCCGUCAGAGACUCAAACAGCGAAGCUCAGAGUCGACAGUUCUCCGAGCAGCUGCUGCACAUCACCAUGAGCUUCAUCCACACACAGCUGCGCUCCCUGCUGUCACACACACACUGUGAGGAUGUGGGCGUGCGGAGCUGCGUGGACGUUCUGGACCGGUACGUCACUGAGCUCCGAGGCUACAUGAAGAGGUUCCCCUGGCCAGCAGGGGGCGACGGCACCAGCACACACACAGCAGCAGCUCCGCAGGAGGAGUGGGAGCUCCUGCCUGCAGAGGAAGUUGUCCGUCAGGCCAUCCUGACCAAUCAGAUUCCCCGGGCCCAGGCCUUCCUGCGGGGGCGGAGCCUGCCGGAGCGGCGGCUGUGGGACGUGAGGGCCGAGGGGCUGCGUCAGGUGUUCUCCUGCCUGCAGCGCCGAGACCUGCCCACGGCGUCCCGGCUGCUCGCCAACAUGGGUUUCAGUGUGAAGAAGCAGCUGCACAGUAUCUGCCUGUACACCGACGACAAGGAGCUCAGGGAGUUUGUGGUGGAGGAGCUGGCGAGGCGGAGUUACUUCUCAGACGAGGAGAUGCAGAGCGUCAAGUUCAUCCGGGAGAUGGAGGGGCUGGUUUCACUUCCUGCGACCCGCAGCCCGGCCGGCGGCGCCACGCCCAGGUUUGUCCAGGCGGUGCGGAGCGGCUCGGCCGGGGCGGAGCAGGUGGAGGAGCUGGUCCGGCUGAGGAGGAGCGAGGAGGCUCCGGGCCUGUGGAGGAGACUCCGGCUGGACUGGGUGACCCACUGGGACCAGACGAGCCGCAGCGGCGUCCUCCUGUCCCGCCUCCACGCCUCAGCUCUGGUUUCCUGCGACGCGGCGGUGUUGUGGCGUUACCUGACCUCCCUGCACGACCAGCGCCGCGUCGUCGACUGGAUCCAGGACGGAGAGGCGUCCGGCGCCCCCCGCUGGCCGGAGCUAACCCCCGAGCUGGUCAACAGCGACACGGCCUGCAGCAGCUACAUGAGGGAGAAGAUCCUGGACCUGCUGGCCAGGAGAGGUGUGUUCGUGCCGGACGAGCUGGCUGACCUGGAGCAGCUGUUAUGGCGGCUGGCUCAGGGCGGGGGUGUGAUGGCCGCCUCCCCCCCGCUCCCUCAGCACCGCUCGCCCCACGGCCUCGACCUCCACAGCCUCUUCAUCACCUUCUGCCUGGAGCGCAGCCUGCACUACCUGCUCUACAGCUACCUGGAGCACUACAGAUUGACGCCCAGAAACUGUCCCAUCCUGGCCAACAGGAGUCUGUCGGAGAGCCAGCCGUGGUUUGACAUGCUGGUGAAGAUCCAGGAGAUCACCAGAGAUCUGUCAGAUCCAGCUCUGGUCUUCCAGGCCAGUCUAACCAGUGCUCAGGUGCUGCUGCCGGGCGGCCAGGCCUCGCUCAGCAGUCUGCUGCUGGAGGGCCACAGUCUGCUGGCUCUGGCCACCAUCAUGUUCACACCUGGAGGGAUAGACCAGGUCGUGGUUCAGGGCGACAGGUCAGGCCGGGCGGAGCGGGCCGUCGACCCUCAGCUCCUCAAGAUGGCGCUGGCCCCCCACCCCAAACUGAGGGCCGCCCUGUUCCCCACCGGGCCCCGAGGACACAGCCCCUCCUCGGACAUCUCCAUCUACCACCUGCUGCAGUCGCUGCAGCCUCUGGACCCGUCGCGGCUGUUCGGCUGGCAGACGGCGAACACGCUCAACUCCACCGAAACAUCAGAGCUGCCUCACUUCUCCAGCCCUCACCUGGUCAGCAGGUUCGCCCUGGUGGAGAACCUGGACUACCUGUACUACCUGCGUCACGGCCGGCCCGCCUUCGCCUUCGCCACCUUCCUGGUCCAGCAGCUGAACGGCUGCAGCGACGUCAAGACGCUGCUGCAGCAGGCCUACAGGCAGGUGUACAGGCUGGCCCUGCAGUGUUUCAGCGUGCCGUCCGUGGCGUCGGCGGCCGUCUGCUUCUCGGAGCUGCUGGGCGUCUGCAGCCUCGCGCUCAGAGUCGACAUCAGAGCCAUGAACGCCGUCCUGCAGCACUGGAGCCAGAGCAACACACACACACCGCCGGCACAGCACCUACACACACUGGUGUCUAAAGGUGUGAAGCUGGCGGAGGCGGAGCCUGGAGCAGCAGAGGAGCUGAUUGGCUACCUGGAGGCGGCGGUGACGGACAGUUUGGAGCGGAAGGGCAUCGGCAGGUCGUCCUAUGAGGCGGCUCAGGAGUGGGUGCUGCCUGUUCAGUUCUGUCAGCUCCACAGUCUGAAGCUCAGCUCUGUUUACCCCGCCCACUGCGCCGAUGACGGACACUUCAUCCACUUCCUGUUGUUCGUGCAGCUGCACGGCUUCCCGCCGCAGCAGGUGAGGUCGCUGGUUGGCAGGUUUGGCCCCGCCCUCCAGGCCCACCUGAGCCUGGCGUUUCAGGACCUGCAGGUGUGCAGCCAGCGGGGAGGCCGGGGUCCCGAGGAGCAGAGCAGCUCCCCGGAGAGAGAGGGGGUCCCGGGGCGGCCGGAGCACCCCAGGGAGCUGUUCCAGGUCCUCCUGCAGAGCCAGGAGGAGGCGUCGCUCUGGAGGUUCCUGCUGCAGGAGGCGCUGGCACAGAGCUGCCCGACGCUGACCGUCCUGGCUGCCUGCCACAAGGAGGCGGAGCUGCUGCAGUGCCUGUGCGUGUGGGUGCUGACCUCCGUCGAUGAUGUCACCGCGCGGGAAGCCACCGCCCACCUGGCCGACGCCCCCGGACACCACGAGUGGAGCCUGCACGACCUGUCAAUCAUCUGGAAGACGCUGCUGGGGCGGGGCCACGUCAGGCCCCUCCUCCGAGGCUUCCAGCUCUUCCAGAAGGACUGUCCCCUGGUCCUGGUCCUCAGGAUGUUCGAGUUGUGUUGUGACUACAGGAAGUUCUCCGAGGCCAAAGAGAAGCUGCUGGACUUCCAGAAGACCCUGAUCACCCUGAGGAGCAGCGGCCCCGCGGCCCCCGGGUGCCUCCCCCUGCCGUGGGUGGAGAGCCAGGCGUCGGUCCUGCUGCUCACGCUGCUGCAGCGCUGCUCCUCGCAGUACGACCUGCACCGCCUCCUGCAGCUGCUCGCCGACGUCGACAAGCUGCUCAAGUCCAACGGUCCAGACUUCAGGAAGCUGAGCCAGCUCAGUGAGCUGCUGCAGGGCUCGGGCCUCACCCUGCCCCCCCGCCUGCUGCAGUGCAGUUCUCCGUCCGUCCAGCAGGAGGAGUUCCAGGCUGCGGUGGACAGCCUGCAGGCCAGGGGGCGCUACAGCCAGGCCAGGCAGGUCGCCCAGCUCGCCGGCCUGCCCGUCCACCGCCUGCUGCUCAGCCAGCUGCUCCAGGAAGUGAACUCCCAGAGGGCCAAGCGGCAGUGGGGGAGGUUGGAGACGCGAGUCGGUUUCUGGAGGAAAUGUCACGAGCAGCUGAAGGCCGACAGCACUGAUCCAGAGUCAGCCUCGCAGUUCUUCCUGUCCCAGGCUGAAACCGGGACGGCCGAUUCCCAGCCACCGGGAGACUCCCAGGCCGAGCUGCUGGGCAUCCAGGAGAGGUGCCUCCUCCUCGGGCUGGCCGCUCACUGGCUCUCCCUGCUCUGCCCGGCUCCCCUGGUCCAGCUGGAGAGCCUGGAGAAGCAGCUGUGGACCAGCCGGGUGCGGCAGCACAUCCUGCGGGACGCCAUGGAGAAGGAGAGCGUCUUCAACCUGCCGCCGCCCGCCGUCACGCCCGAAACCAGCUCAUAUGAGGCGCUGGUCAAGGAGUUCUCCUUCUCCAACAUCUCUGCCCUUAACGAGGACGCACGCCUCAGCCUGGAGGGCCUCCCCGGCCCCGGCGAGCAGGAGGCGAGCAGCGACUCGGCUCCUCUGGGCGCAGAGGAAAGGAAGGUGCUGGCUGCUCUGGUUGGUCAGCUGCUGGAUGACGGCAGCAUCCAUGAGGCCAGCCGGGUCUGCCGCUACUUCUCCCUGUACCACCCAGACCUGUGGGUGGUGCUGCGCUGCCGGGCGCUGGCCUCUGGGGAGUUGAACCCUCAACCAGAGGAAGUGACGUCAGAAGGCCGGAAGAGCAUUGCGAGCUCCUCCUCGCUCAGCAGUUUGUCGUCCUUCGUGAUGCUCCCUCCGCCCGACGACCAAGUUGUCGUUCAGCUCCAGGCUCUGGUGAACCAGUGUCGCCACGGCAACAACUACUGCAAGCAAGUCCUCGGCCUCUACCAGCUCUCCAAGGAGCUGCAGUGUUCGUUCGGUCAGAUCUGCAGGGAGGAGCCUCGCUCGGUGCUGGAGAAGCUGCUGCUGUCCGAGCAGCCGGAGCGCUUCAAGAAAGCCCAGGCCUUCAUCCGAGGUCAGGCUCUGUGUGCGGACAGCGUGGCCCAGCUGGUGUCCUCCGCCGUGGUCCAGGCGCUGCUCGCCUCGGGCCAGGAGCCGCCGCCGCCUGCAGAGAGGCAGGUGUUCAGGCCGUCGGAGGGCAGGGACUCGCUGAUGCAGCUCAUCAAACUGUGUGACGACCCGAACCUGGUCGGAGUCAAACUGCUGGAGAACCUCAGCUCUGUUCCACUGAGAGACCUGAGCUGCAUCGUGGAGCUGCUGAUCGUGGCUCAUGACUGUUUCAGUCUCACCUGCAACAUGGAGGGCAUCGUCAGGGUGCUGCAGGUCGCCCGUCACAUCAGCCACGCCCACCUGGCCCCCAGCGAGCAGUACGGUCUGCUGGUGCGUCUGCUGACAGGCAUCGGCAGGUACAAUGAGAUGACGUACAUCUUCGACCUGCUGCAUCAGAACCAUCGCUUUGAGAUUUUACUGAGGAAGAAAGUAGAUACUGACAGAGGACAGAGCUCCAGCCUGAAGACGGCUCUGCUGGAUUACAUCAAGCGCUGCCUGCCUGCCGACAGCGAGAAGCACAACAUGGUGGCGCUGUGCUUCAGCAUGAGGAGGGAGAUCGGAGAAAACCACGAGAUGGCAGCCAGGACGCAGCUGAAGAUCAUCGAGUCGCAGCCCUGGGUGGUGACCCCUGAGCUGAAGAGCGCCCUGCAGAAGGUGCUGAACCUGCUGAAGGACGCGGCAGAGAGCUACUCCAAGGACUCGUGUGUGCGUCAGGCCAGCCGCUGUGUUCGGACGGCCAAGCUGGUUCUUCUCCAGCUGCACUUCCUGAACCAGGGCUCAGAUCAGCGUGUCAUCAACCUGCGACCUGCGGAGCUGCUCGGCGCCAUUGUGGCUCUGCCGCGGUGCUACCAGGUGUUCGUGGUGGCCGAGGCGUACGACCACAGUCCGGACUGGGCCGAGGUCCUGUACCAGAAGGUGAUCCUGAACGGAGACUUUGUUUACCUGGAGGAGCUGAAGCGCCACCGCCCGCUGACCUCCAGCCUGUUCGAGGACGUCUUCAAGAAGCUGGGCUGCGCCCCCCGGGCCUCCAGCAGCGUCAGCCACAACGUGAAGCGCCUGCUGUCGUUCUGUGACGAGGCCUACAGCCACUACAGGCUGGCCUACCAGCAGCAGCUCUACGACGUCACCAACAGCCUGCUGCAGGACGCCAGGACCGCCAGCUACCUCAGCGACCGGCUGGCCAGCUGACUGACUGACUGCUGACUGACUGACUGACUGACUGACUGACUGACUGACUGACUGACUGACUGACUGCUUACUGACUGACUGACUGACUGCUUACUGACUGACUGACUGACUGCUUACUGACUGACUGACUGACUGACUGACUGACUGACUGACUGAAUCACUGACGUCAAAGUCACCAACAGCCUGCUGCAGGACGCCAGGACCGCCAGCUACCUCAGCGACCGGCUGGCCAGCUGACUGACUGACUGCUGACUGACUGCUGACUGACUGCUGACUGACUGUUUACUGACUGACUGACUGACUGACUGAAUCACUGACGUCAAAGUCACCAACAGCCUGCUGCAGGACGCCAGGACCGCCAGCUACCUCAGCGACCGGCUGGCCAGCUGACUGACUGACUGCUGACUGACUGACUGACUGCUUACUGACUGCUGACUGACUGACUGCUGACUGACUGACUGACUGACUGCUGACUGACUGACUGACUGACUGACUGACUGACUGACUGAAUCACUGACGUCAAAGUCACCAACAGCCUGCUGCAGGACGCCAGGACCGCCAGCUACCUCAGCGACCGGCUGGCCAGCUGACUGACUGACUGACUGACUGACUGACUGACUGACUGACUGACUGACUGACUGCUUACUGACUGACUGACUGACUGCUUACUGACUGACUGACUGACUGACUGACUGACUGACUGACUGACUGACUGAAUCACUGACGUCAAAGUCACCAACAGCCUGCUGCAGGACGCCAGGACCGCCAGCUACCUCAGCGACCGGCUGGCCAGCUGACUGACUGACUGCUGACUGACUGCUGACUGACUGCUGACUGACUGUUUACUGACUGACUGACUGACUGACUGAAUCACUGACGUCAAAGUCACCAACAGCCUGCUGCAGGACGCCAGGACCGCCAGCUACCUCAGCGACCGGCUGGCCAGCUGACUGACUGACUGCUGACUGACUGACUGACUGCUUACUGACUGCUGACUGACUGACUGCUGACUGACUGACUGACUGACUGCUGACUGACUGACUGACUGACUGACUGAC
Messenger RNA from Myripristis murdjan (pinecone soldierfish), 8488 nucleotides. RefSeq names its product SPG11 vesicle trafficking associated, spatacsin (gene spg11). The coding region runs from base 180 to 7430 and encodes 2416 amino acids. Lineage: Eukaryota; Metazoa; Chordata; Actinopteri; Holocentriformes; Holocentridae. Gene Ontology annotation, cellular component: cytoplasm; dendrite; axon. The transcript is spliced from 40 exons. The record is from RefSeq and is a predicted model, not a curated record. Gene Ontology annotation, biological process: axonogenesis; chemical synaptic transmission; synaptic vesicle transport.